Messenger RNA from Effrenium voratum, 963 nucleotides. The record is from the annotation of a GenBank genome assembly. Lineage: Eukaryota; Dinophyceae; Suessiales; Symbiodiniaceae.
AUGUCGGUGGCGGGUCAGCAGAUCCAAAAGGUGUACAGCGAGUGGUGCGUGAAGGCCGCCGAGAUCAUUUUGGCUGCCCGCGUGGACAGCCCCUGUGUGCCUGGGACCCCGCUACAGAAGUCUUCCAGUUUCAAUCUGCAGGUCCCGGAGCUCUUUAACGUCCGCAGCGAGGCUAUCGCGCGGCCGGAGUUUUUUCAGCUGAGGACGCAAAGGUCGUUCCAGGUUGAGAUCUACCUCAAUGAGGAGGACAGCAGUGAAGAGGGCGAGCUCUUGGAACGCUGGACCUUCACCUUCCUGCCGGCUCCGCACCCGGAGGCCCAGCUGGACAGGCACAACCAGUGCCUCAUCCGAAAGCUGACGGUGGUCCUUCGUACCUUGCUCUUCUUUGUCCGGCUGCAGCCGGCACACGGCCUUUGCCGCGGGCCCGCGCCUGCCAGGUACCACCGCUUCCGUGUGGAAGCAUGGCCACCCACCCGCACACCGCUGCAGGAGCUGGUGUCCCAGGACUUUGUGACGCUUCAAAGCACCGUGGGCACUUUGCGGCUCUCCGUGUCCCAGCGGAAGGACAUGAAGUCCUUUGCCAACGCCAGCCCUCUCAAAGGAGUUGCGGCCAUCUCCUCGCAAAUGGACAAGAUCGAAAUGGAGGAAGGCUUCUUCGCUCCGAGCGCCUCUUGUUCCAGUGAGGCUCGGUGCCUGGACAAGAUCCCGGAAGAGCCGGAGGCGAGAGGUGAUGCAGGUGAGGUCCCAGAGUCACAGGAUGGCAUGGCCGCGCGGAAUACAGACGCCGGCGUGUUGGCUCGCAGUGCGGCCGCCGGCGCAGGCCCUGCAGCUUCCGUGAGUUCGCGGUCAAGUCAUGCGACGCCCUCGACGACACAGGAGAGCCGGAGCCUGGUGCAGGCGCUGAGAGGUCGGUGUGCGAUUCCCUCGCAGGCGAUGCCAAAGGCCAAGGAGCCGACGACUUGA